UAAGAGCAGCCCCACUUCCGGUGGCGCCGGAAGUAGCCGGAAGAUGGCGGCCUCCUCCUUCCACGGGCUGGCCCAGGCGAACGGGAGGAGUGAGUUUCGUCCGAAGCAGCCGAAGCCGGAGAAACGAGAUGAAUCUGAGGAGCUCCUCACUGUUCCUGACGGUUGGAAGGAACCCGCUUUUUCUAAAGAGGACAAUCCCAGAGGACUCUUGGAGGAGAGCAGUUUUGCAACUUUGUUCCCAAAAUAUAGAGAGGCUUACUUGAAAGAGUGCUGGCCUUUGGUACAGAAAGCCUUGAAUGAACAUCACGUUAAUGCAACCCUGGACCUGAUCGAGGGCAGUAUGACUGUUUGUACAACAAAGAAGACUUUUGAUCCGUAUAUCAUCAUUAGGGCCAGAGACCUAAUAAAACUUUUAGCAAGAAGUGUUUCAUUUGAACAGGCAGUACGAAUUCUUCAGGAUGAUGUUGCGUGUGACAUCAUUAAAAUAGGUUCUUUAGUAAGAAAUAAAGAAAGAUUUGUAAAAAGAAGACAACGUCUCAUUGGCCCCAAAGGAUCUACAUUAAAGGCUUUGGAACUGUUAACCAACUGUUAUAUUAUGGUUCAGGGAAACACGGUUUCAGUCAUUGGACCUUUUAGUGGCUUAAAAGAGGUUCGAAAAGUAGUCCUAGAUACUAUGAAGAAUAUCCAUCCAAUUUAUAACAUUAAAACCUUAAUGAUUAAACGAGAGUUGGCAAAAGAUUCUGAAUUAAGAUCACAGAGUUGGGAAAGAUUCUUGCCACAGUUCAAGCACAAAAAUGUGAAUAAACGCAAGGAGCCAAAGAAGAAAACUGUCAAGAAAGAGUACACACCAUUCCCACCACCGCAGCCAGAAAGUCAGAUUGAUAAAGAAUUGGCUAGUGGUGAAUAUUUUCUGAAGGCAAGUCAAAAGAAGCGUCAGAAAAUGGAAGCCAUAAAGGCUAAACAAGCAGAAGCUCUCAGUAAGAGACAAGAGGAAAGAAACAAAGCUUUUAUUCCACCUAAGGAAAAACCAGUCGUGAAACCAAAGGAAGCUUCUACUGAAAAUAAAAUUGAUGUGGCUGCCAUCAAGGAAAAGAUUAAAAAAGCAAAGAAUAAGAAACUGGGAGCUCUUUCAGCUGAAGAAGUUAAGCUUAAAAUGGAAGCAGAUGAAAAAAAGAAGAAGAAAAAGUAACAUUAAAAAAAGUCCCUGAAUGAGAAGUCAUUAAGCUAUCUCCUUUUAUAAAGGAUUUUGAAAUACUAGGGCGUUAAUAGCCUAUGUGUGAGAAGGAAUACUCUGAUUACAUUUUCUGAGUUUGUGUCAUUCUUCAAAAUUGUGUUUGUAUAAACAGCUGUUCUUUAUAAAUAUAAAUUAUUGUAUUCUCUGUGUGUUUUUUGAAAAAUUUAAUGCAGAGUGAUAUAUAUGUCUGUAUACAUUGUACCGUAUCUGUUUUGGCAUAUUUUGCCUAAGCAUGAUUUUAGGUGUAGUUUUUAUAUAAAGGUUUUUGGAAUGUAACUAUUGUAAUUAUCCUUCAGUUCCAGUGUUUGAUGCCACUGGUUAGUCUUUAAAUAAAACCAUUUGGGUUUGAGCAAAAUAAAUGCA
Molecule: messenger RNA, 1597 nt
Organism: Nyctereutes procyonoides (raccoon dog)
Lineage: Eukaryota; Metazoa; Chordata; Mammalia; Carnivora; Canidae
Product: KRR1 small subunit processome component homolog
Exons: 10
Coding region: 44-1189 (381 amino acids)
Cellular component (GO): nucleolus; small-subunit processome
Molecular function (GO): RNA binding
Source: RefSeq, a predicted model, not a curated record